ACAUGCAAAUUUAUAACGACAUAGGUAUAGGGUACAGGUGGAGAAGAUUACCAGCUUGCCUAAUAGUCGGUCUUUUGCACUGACGGUGAUCGGCCCGCUAAAUCAGAGAUGUUGAUGCCCAAGAGAAACCGCGUUGCCAUCUAUGAGAACCUCUUCAAAGAGGGGGUCCUGGUGGCCAAGAAAGACUGGUAUCUGCCCAAGCACCCAGAUCUGGACGUGCCCAACCUGCAGGUCAUCAUGGCCAUGAAGUCUCUGAAAUCGCGAGACUACGUGAAGGAACAGUUUGCCUGGCGGCACUACUACUGGUACCUGACCAACGAGGGCAUCCAGUACUUGAGGGAAUACCUCCACCUGCCUCCCGAGAUUGUCCCCGCCACGCUGAAGAGACAGCCCAGGCCGGAGGCUGCCAGACCACGGCCCACCAAGGAGAUGCCACCAAGAGGUCCCUCUGGUGGCGAUGCCCAGCGUGAGGCCUACCGUCGUGGACCUCCCGGAGCUGGUGGGCCGGACAAGAAGGGCGAUGUUGGUGCUGGAGCAUCACCAGCCUUUGAGUUUAGAGGAGGGUUUGGCCGUGGCAGCGGACAGCAACACCAGUGAGGCGUGGAGUCCAGCAUCGUUCAUCUAAAAUGGGAGGGGGGGUGGUCAUAUCUAUUUUACAGCUGGCAGUAGCCGUUUAUGUCUGGGCACUAUGCUGUCAAAAUUGCAAGUGGGUUGUGUCCUACGUGAGGCUAGGACUGUGAUAUCUGCUGUAUUGCACAUCUUUCUUAAGCCACGUCCGAGUUGGUCUCAUGUCUAGGGCUUCCAUUGUAUCCAAUAGUGUGCCUUGGCCAAGAGCCACAGCCCUAGACAUCGCUUGAUUUGGACAACCUUACCGUCAGCAGAUAGCAGGAGACAAUCCUGUGUUGGUCUCGCAUUGUGGAAGACAACGGGCAGAUACCUUGGUAUUGAGAACUACAACAACCAAUGGCUGUGCUUCAGGCGACUAGACAAAUAUGGCUGCUGCUUUCAUGUUAUCAGUCUUUGUGCAUAACAUUCAAAUAAAUCCGGGCCAUGAGCAGCCCCAUUACAAACAGAAUGUGAAAAA
Molecule: messenger RNA, 1084 nt
Organism: Acanthaster planci (crown-of-thorns starfish)
Lineage: Eukaryota; Metazoa; Echinodermata; Asteroidea; Valvatida; Acanthasteridae
Product: small ribosomal subunit protein eS10-like
Cellular component (GO): cytosolic small ribosomal subunit
Molecular function (GO): RNA binding; structural constituent of ribosome
Source: RefSeq, a predicted model, not a curated record